Messenger RNA from Diospyros lotus (date-plum), 2536 nucleotides. RefSeq names its product terpene synthase 10-like. The transcript is spliced from 16 exons. The coding region runs from base 38 to 2536 and encodes 832 amino acids. Gene Ontology annotation, biological process: diterpenoid biosynthetic process. Gene Ontology annotation, molecular function: magnesium ion binding; terpene synthase activity. NCBI's taxonomy places the organism in Eukaryota, Viridiplantae, Streptophyta, Magnoliopsida, Ericales, Ebenaceae. The record is from RefSeq and is a predicted model, not a curated record.
UUCCCAGAGCGGGAGCCGCAGCCACCAUGGCCGACCAAUGAUUCACCACAGCUCUCAGUUUCAGUACUGCAGAGCUGCCAUUCUCAGCAGCCAAACUCGUCAUGAUCAGAAGACGAUAGUGAGGCGAUCCGCCAACUACCAGCCCCCCAUUUGGGAACGUCACUAUUUGCAGUCACUGAGCAGUGAAUAUACGGGAGAUGGGUACGAGAAGCGGUCGGCGGAACUGAAAGAGGCUGUGAGGAGGAGGAUGAGGGAGAAGACGGAGGAUCCAUUGGAGAAGCUGGAGUUGAUAGACGCAGUGCAUAGGCUUGGAGUGUCUUACCAUUUUCGGGCUGAGAUUAGAAGCACGCUUGAGUUGAUGACGAUGAACGACGAUGGUGGUCUCAUAGUAAGCGAUUGGUGCAGCAACGGGGAUCUACACGCUGCUGCCCUCCAUUUCAGGCUCCUGCGCCAGCACCAGCUUAAGGUCCCUCAAGUUUCCUAUGAGCUUAAGGAGUCGUUGGGUGGGGACACCAAGGGACUUCUUUCCUUGUAUCAGGCGUCCUUCCUUUCAUUGGAUGGUGAAAGUAUAUUGGAAGAGGCAAGACAAUUCUCAACUAAGCAUCUCAAAGAGUACUUGAUGAUUAACAGAAGCCCGGAUGAUGAUGAUGAUGAGAAUCAUGAGAUGCUGCUGCUAUUAGCUCAUGCUUUGGAGCUUCCAUUACAUUGGACCUUGCCUAGGGUGGAGGCAAGGUGGUUCAUUGAUGCAUAUGAGAGGAGGCCAACCAAGAAUGCCAUCUUGCUUGAGUUUGCCAAACUAGAUUUCAAUAUGCUGCAAGCUAUUCACCAAGAAGACCUAAAACAUGCUUCCAGGUGGUGGGAAAACAUGAGGUGGAGGGAAAGGCUACCCUUCGGAAGGGACAGGAUAGUGGAGAAUUAUUUAUGUUCUAUGGGACAGAUUUAUGAGCCUCAAUUCGAAUACUACAGAAGAAUGGCCACAAGGAUCAACCAAAUCCUCACUUGCAUUGAUGAUAUUUACGACAUUUAUGGUACAUUGGAUGAGCUCCAGCUCUUCACAAAUGCAGUUGAAAGUUGGGAUGUCAAUGCAGUGGAACAACUUCCAGACUACAUGAAGAUUUGCUUCUUUGGUAUGUAUAAUUGUGUUAAUGAAAUAGCUUACGACACUCUUAAGGAAUGCGGUGUUCACAUCCUCCCAUAUCUUAAAAAGAAGUGGGAAGAUUUAUGCCAAUAUUACAUGAGAGAGGUAAAAUGGUCUUAUAUUGGUUACAUACCAACGUUGAAGGAGUAUUUAAAUUGUGUUUGGAUUACAGUAGCCAGUCCUAUAGUUCUCUAUCAUGGUUAUUUUUUAAGCACAAAUUCCUUAACUGAUGACGACGAGUUGAAAUGCUUGGAGACAUAUCCAGAUAUAAUCAAGUGGUCGUCAAUCAUUGCAAGGCUAGCAAAUGAUUUGGUAACAUCAUCGGAUGAGAUGAAAAGAGGUGAUAUGCCUAAAUCAAUAGAAACAUACAUGCAUGAAACUGGAGCUUCUAUAGAGGAUGCUCGCGAGCAUGUAAAGCAUUUGAUUAGUGAAGCAUGGAGCAAGAUCAAUGAAGCUCGAGCUGCAGAUUCACCUUUCAAUCGAACUUUUGUUGACAUGGCGACAAACUUUGUUAGAUUUUCUCAAUUUAUCUACCAGCAUGGAGAUGGGUAUGGAAAUGAUAUUGGAGGUAGGAAGAAAGAUCGAGUGAUUUCAUUGUUAUUUGAUCCCAUUCCUCUCACAUCGAAGUACAAUGAGAAUUUAUCAGCCACCUCAACACCUUAUGCAGCUCCUGAGACAUGCCAUUCAACAGAAAUAGGCAUAAUUUUCGCAUAUGGUGUCCGUUUUGGGCCCUCGACCCCAUUUCAGAAAGCUCGUGACGAAACGCAUCUAAUUCACUACUUUGCUGUGACUUAUGAUGGAUUUUGGCAGUUUGAGAUCAUUUACACUAUCAAAACUGCCUGUCAUGCAGCUGUCUAUAUGAACAAGCCUACUUCAGCUGAGAUGACAACCAUGUUAAUACAUAAACUACAUAAACCUAGGGAACAAGUUACAGAUGCUGAAGCUCUGUUAGAUAUAACAAACACGUUGGUGGGGGUAAGUGGCGGUAUUGAGGAUGGUAGGAACACUGUACGUUGGAAGGAUAUUGGUCUUGCAGUUUCUCAUAUUUACCAAAGGACUCCUGGAUGCUGCACAAUGCUUGGACCUAUGAAUAAUGAACAAAAGCAAAGGGCUCUAUGCUGCACGAUGCUUGGACCUAUGAGUACUCAACCAAAACAAGGGAAGACUGCUGUUCGUAAAAAGCGAGUGAGACCAACAGAAUGUGCUCUGCCUGAAGAGUAUAUUGAAGGAUAUAGAUUAAAAGAAGCAGAGUAUGCCGUAGCUCCUGGCUAUAGUCUCCAGAGUUGUUCCCAGGAGCAGUCGAAGACGGGAUCGCAACAACUGAGAGCUGGCUUCGGCGACGGGUCCGUUCGGGAGAAGGCUGGCACCUGCAAGCACUCUGACGCUCAAGUGAUGUAA